GGUUUACAACUUUACACAUUCCACUUGGAUUAAGCCGACCAUAUUCAUUCAAUUCAACUUAGCGUCAAAACACAGUCAAUGUCAAGUGACUGGUGAACUCGAAGAACAAUAAUCAUCGUGUUUUGCAGCUGAAAUAUGUCUAGAAGAAUUGCGUUCGGAUUCAUGAAAGGAUCAGUCACACAGAAGCUGAAAUCAAUGGCGGUUCCGAUCGCCAAUCGCAGGCAUUAUUGUUCUUCAUCAUCUUCUUCUUCCGCUACUGCAACUCACAAAUCGAAUCUUCCUCCUUCUUCUAGAAUGGGAAGAUUACUUACAGGAGCCGUUAUUGGUCUGGUUGGAGGAGCUUAUGUCAGCACUUUAGAUGAACCAACAUUCAGUGGCUGGUUAUUCUCAGCAUCGAAACUUGCAAAUCCAUUGUUUGCACUGCUGGAUCCCGAGGUUGCUCACCGCCUGGCUAUCUCUGCCGCGGCUCGUGGGUUGGUCCCUAAAGAAAAGAGACCCGACCAACAAAUACUAGGGCUUGAAGUUUGGGGAAGAAGGUUUUCUAAUCCAAUCGGUCUCUCUGCCGGAUUCGAUAAAAACGCAGAAGCUGUUGACGGUUUACUUGGUUUAGGUUUCGGUUUCGUAGAAGUUGGAUCAGUAACUCCUCUUCCACAAGAAGGUAAUCCAAAGCCUCGUAUGUUCAGAUUGCGAGACCAAGGUGCCAUUAUUAACAGGUGUGGUUUUAACGGUGAUGGAAUAGCUGCUGUUGCAAAACGGUUGGAGGCUCAACAUGAAGCCAAACACGGAGGCAAAGCGGGUCCCGGGAUUCUUGGGGUCAAUAUCGGAAAGAAUAAAACCAGUGAGGAUGCUGCUGCAGAUUAUGUACAAGGCGUUCAUUCACUAUCCCAGUAUGCCGACUACUUGGUGAUUAAUGUGUCGUCCCCAAAUACCCCCGGACUCCGGCAGCUUCAAGGAAGAAAUCAGUUAAAGGAUCUUGUUAAGAAGGUUAAAGCAGCUCGUGAUGAGAUGAAAUGGGGUAAAGAAGGCCCACCUCCACUACUAGUCAAAAUCGCUCCAGAUUUGUCUAAGCAAGAUCUUGAAGAUAUUGCAGCGGUUGCUCUUGACCUCAGCUUGGAUGGUUUGAUUAUAUCGAACACAACAAUUUCAAGGCCGGAAGUAGUAGCGAUAAACCCUGUGUCAAAGGAAAGUGGUGGACUGAGCGGGAAGCCUCUUUUUAGUUUGUCAAAUGAUAUACUCAAGGAUGUGUAUGUUCUAACAAAGGGAAAGAUUCCUUUGGUCGGCUGUGGAGGUGUGAGCAGUGGUGAGGAUGCUUACAAAAAGAUAAGAGCAGGAGCAACUCUUGUUCAGCUUUAUUCAGCGUUUGCUUAUGGUGGACCCGCCCUUAUACCUCAGAUUAAGGCCGAACUUGCAGAUUGCUUAAAAAGGGACGGUUUCAAGUCAAUUUAUGAAGCGGUUGGUGCAGAUUGCCGCAGCGGUUCUGAUGUUUGAGGGGUGAAGAGAAUUCACGACAUUGACUUCGGUGAUCCCAGAAAUUGUUGACGAUAACGACGAAGAACUGUAUGGCGCGUUUCAAGCUAAUCUUCAUGAGGCUUUUAGAGUUUUAGUUUGAGUGAAACCAUUGUGUUAACUCUUCGUUUCAAAACUUUGUGUUAGAUUUAUAGGUUUUGAACCAAUUUUAAUAAUUAUUUGAGAAUGUUACAAUGGGCAACAUUGUUAUAAGAUGGGUUAUAUACAACUAGGAUUUCAUAAAAUAA
This is a messenger RNA of Helianthus annuus (common sunflower), 1754 nucleotides long. RefSeq names its product dihydroorotate dehydrogenase (quinone), mitochondrial. NCBI's taxonomy places the organism in Eukaryota, Viridiplantae, Streptophyta, Magnoliopsida, Asterales, Asteraceae. The transcript has 12 exons. Gene Ontology annotation, biological process: pyrimidine ribonucleotide biosynthetic process; 'de novo' pyrimidine nucleobase biosynthetic process. Gene Ontology annotation, cellular component: mitochondrial inner membrane; cytoplasm. Gene Ontology annotation, molecular function: dihydroorotate dehydrogenase activity. Bases 136 to 1488 code for a protein of 450 amino acids. The record is from RefSeq and is a predicted model, not a curated record.